CUGUCGGGGUAGCUGAGCGCGCGGAGGCGGCUGAGGAGGCGGGAAGGCGGCAGGAGUUGAAGGGGCGAAGGUUCGAGCGAGCGGGCAGUGAUGGUGAUGGCGGCGAAGAAGGGCCCAGGCCCGGGCGGCGGGGCCGGCGGCGGAGGGAAGGCGGAGGCGGAGGCGGCCUCGGAGGUGUGGUGUCGCCGGGUGCGCGAGCUGGGCGGCUGCAGCCAGGCCGGGAACCGCCACUGCUUCGAGUGCGCCCAGCGCGGGGUCACCUACGUGGACAUCACCGUGGGCAGCUUCGUCUGCACCACCUGCUCCGGCCUCCUGAGGGGCCUGAACCCACCCCAUCGAGUCAAGUCCAUCUCCAUGACAACUUUCACAGAGCCCGAAGUCCUCUUCCUUCAGUCGCGUGGGAAUGAGGUCUGCAGGAAGAUCUGGCUGGGUCUUUUUGAUGCCCGGACAUCUUUAGUACCAGAUUCCAGGGAUCCGCAGAAGGUGAAGGAGUUUCUCCAGGAGAAGUAUGAGAAGAAGAGAUGGUAUGUCCCCCCAGACCAAGUGAAAGGGCCCACUUAUACCAAAGGCAGUGCCUCCACCCCUACCCAGGGCUCAGCCCCUGAAGGGAAGCCCCCGCGGACACUUCUGGGUGACCCUGUGCCCUCGCUCUCAGCUGUUGCGUCCACCUCCAACCAGUCCGCCAGUCAGUCUCAGGCUCGGAUAGCCCAGCCACGGAGCUCCCAGGCCCCUGCCCACUCUUCUGUCAAGAAAGCCAGCACUGACCUGCUGGCUGACAUCGGUGGAGACCCCUUUGCUGCUCCCCAGACAGCUCCAACUUUUGCCGGAUUCCCGGCGUUUGGGGGACAGACACCAUCCCAUGGCGGCUUUGCCAACUUUGAUGCCUUUGGCAGUAGCCCCAGCUCAUCUACAUUUGGAAAUAUUGCUCCAGCUGGCCAGGCCCCAUUCCAGGCCCAGCCCACGCCCACAGCCAGUCGGAUGCUAACUGGAAGUUACAGUUUUGGGAGCAGCCAGGGGACCCCAUUUGGCAUCUCUCCUCUUGGGCCUGCCAGCCAGCCUAACAGCCUCACAGAUGUGGGCAGCAUCCUGGGUCCCGCGGGCUCCACUGGAGGGAUCUCUAACAGCAUCUUCGGGAUGGCUGGCCCUGUCCCCGCACUCCAGUCAGCCCCAGCUGGCAGGAGCGGCGUAGGAUUUGCCUUCGGAGCCUUCACCAACCCCUUCAUGGCACCUGCUGCUCACCCCCAGCUGCUUCCCACCAACCCCUUCCAGCCCAAUGGCUUGGCUGCAGGACCUGGCUACCCCCAGACAGUGCCUCCGACUGGGGUCUUCGCUGGCACCUUCCCACCCCCGACGUUUCCCUCGCAGCCCGCCAUAGCUCAGCAGCAGAACGGUUCUUCCCUCGGAGAUGCAAGACUGGCCAAGCUGGGGCAGAGGCUACAAGGGCAGCCAGCCGGGAUCUCCACCAACCCCUUCAUGACUGGAUCAUCGUCAAGUCCCUUUGCCUCCAAACCUCCAACCACCAACCCCUUCUUGUAGCACUGUGUCCAGAAGUGAGGGGCCUCUCUACUCCCCAGAGCUCGGGGACCAGUGCCUGUUGACACGUCUGUGGGUCUGAACCCAGAAGGAGCCUUGUUGCGCAGGGUGUGCAGCUGGGGUGGUUGGAGGGGCCGAUGCUUGCUUGAGGCUUACAGAGAAAUGGCAGCUUCCUGGGCCAGCUGCCCCAAAGGCUUCCGCCUGCCCUCCCUCCCCCAGCCCCGAUGCAGGCGAGCCCACCAGGAGCUCCAGGAGGAGUGAAGGCAGGGCUGGUGUUUAUGUCUUCAAAUCGUUGACUAUGAUGAAGAGCCACCCUCCCCUGCCCUCCUCAGCUUACAAGCAUUGCCCCUCAUCUGGGCUCUGAGGGCAGACAGGCAGGCACAGCGGGCAGACCUAUGUAACAGCCCCCCCACCCUCCACCCCGCCAGCUUUCCAAUGCUGUUGUCUCAAGGACAGAAAGAAAAACGGUGGGCAAGGUAGGCCAGGGAGGUGGUGGUGGGGCGCUGCCCAGCAUGCUGAUUAGAAAGCCCUGUGCCGCCCCCGGCUUCCCUCCACCUCCCAGCAGGCACGCACGAGGCCUGGAGGGCUUGGCUUUCCAAGCACCCUCCGCGCCGCCAAGGUAGUCAGGGUUAGUUUUCCUCAGACACACACACACGGCCCAUCCCCGCCUGUCAAGCACUUUAGUUAACUGUUGGUGUCUUGUUUGGAUACCGGUGUUUUAUAUUUAUACAGAGAGGAUUUUCUAACGUAGCCUAUUAUAUGCACACGUGUACACACACAGACACAGCCUCCUCCCUCGCCCAGCCAGCUCUUCGCUUUCCCUGGGCAGUGACUGGCCCCACCCACACACCCACCCGUGCCUCCGGACCACAGAGCCCUCCAGGUGGGGGGACAGCUCUGCUUCCCGACCACCCUGGAGCCUGGGCUUGCCCAGGACAAGACUGCGUGCCAUUCACUGGGGUCUUUUGGUUUGUUUGCCCCUUUCUUUUUCCCACACGCCGCCCCCCUCCCUCCAAUCUCAGCACCAAAGCUCAUUACAGGUGAAGCUGGAAAGGAACUGCAUUUGAAAGGAAAAA
This is a messenger RNA of Echinops telfairi (small Madagascar hedgehog), 2609 nucleotides long. RefSeq names its product ArfGAP with FG repeats 2 (gene AGFG2). Bases 91 to 1536 code for a protein of 481 amino acids. The transcript has 13 exons. NCBI's taxonomy places the organism in Eukaryota, Metazoa, Chordata, Mammalia, Afrosoricida, Tenrecidae. Gene Ontology annotation, molecular function: GTPase activator activity. The record is from RefSeq and is a predicted model, not a curated record.